Messenger RNA from Cooperia oncophora, 303 nucleotides. The record is from the annotation of a GenBank genome assembly. NCBI's taxonomy places the organism in Eukaryota, Metazoa, Nematoda, Chromadorea, Rhabditida, Trichostrongylidae.
AUGCAAGUCUUUGUGUUCGGACAAAGCGCACGCCGUUUCACUAUGGACGUGUUCGCCUGUGAAGUGAUGCAAGGUUUCUUCCGACGUUCUAUCCAGCAAAAAAUCCAGUAUCGUCCAUGUACGCGAAGUCAGGAAUGUCUGAUUGUUCGAAACAAUCGAAAUCGAUGUCAGUAUUGUCGGUUGAAGAAGUGCAUCAUGGUCGGCAUGUCUAGAGACGGGCUAAAGAAGCACGGACGAAUUCUCAGAUGUCAUGAUAAAGGUGGGAAUAGGGUUCUAGCCGACCAUUUGGACGGAACUGGGUAG